AUGGACGAGGAUGGCACGGGGCUCCCGGGCAGGGAUCUGUCCGUGGAGGAACUGUAUCGACGGAUUGAUGCAGCCCAGGCCGAACAGAGGCGGCUCCGCGCUCAACUCGGGUUGACCAACAAGGUUCAGCAGGCUCGUGCAACUCUCAAGCUGUCCAGUCAUGCUGGUUGCCGUCUCAUGACGCGGGAAGUGCUGGCCAAGGCACCGGCCGUCGACCACGGCCUGCUCCAUGUCGCAGUGCUGACGGCUGGCGUGGGCAUCACGCUCAACGAAAAUGCUGACCCAACGGUGACCACCAGCGCACCAGAGCGUGGGACAUUUGAUGUUGACGAUGCAGUCCCCAGUUCAGACGCCGACGACGGUUUGUGCUGCUCUGACAGCUUUGGCCACGCAUCGCUGGUCCCCAGCCGGCACGGUCGAAUCAGCCAUGCCUCGUUGCGCCCAGCUCAAUGCAAACACUUUGAGCAUACCUACGAGGGCCCUGAUGAUAUGCCGGGUCAUGUCAAGUCAACGCUCAUCGGCACUGAUGUUCUUCGCCUCAGCUCGAAAGCUUGGCAUUUGCACUUGAUUGAACCCCGUGACAGCGGUGGCUGGGGUGGUGGUCAUCAGCGCCGCAUCAGCUGCACGCGCCUGCCCUCGAGUCAUCGCGUGUCAAUUAAAGUUGACCUUGAUGAACACGGCUUGGCCACCCAGAUCGAGGCCCAGCUCCUGGAUCAGGCUGAUACGCCUGGCGUGGGCCUCUGCAUCGCAUCUGCAGCCGAGCAUGAUGUCCUGCACCACUUUGCGGAACAUUUGAACAUUCAGAGCCAAGCCGUGGCGGGCGCGAUUCUGGGCCACUCCCUAGCAAUUCCCAUGUGUGAGGGCACGCUUUGCCUUGGCGGUGACAAUCAGCAGCUGGUCGUGUCAGCGCCGCCGGGGACGCCAGGUCCAAUCCGUAUUGAUGCGCUCAUGAUGUUGUGA
Monosiga brevicollis MX1 is the source of this 960-nucleotide messenger RNA. RefSeq lists its product as uncharacterized. Lineage: Eukaryota; Choanoflagellata; Craspedida; Salpingoecidae. Bases 1 to 960 code for a protein of 319 amino acids. The record is from RefSeq and is a predicted model, not a curated record. The transcript has 10 exons.